Molecule: messenger RNA, 3709 nt
Organism: Trichechus manatus latirostris (Florida manatee)
Lineage: Eukaryota; Metazoa; Chordata; Mammalia; Sirenia; Trichechidae
Gene: LEPROT
Product: leptin receptor overlapping transcript
Exons: 4
Coding region: 80-475 (131 amino acids)
Biological process (GO): negative regulation of growth hormone receptor signaling pathway; late endosome to vacuole transport via multivesicular body sorting pathway
Cellular component (GO): endosome
Source: RefSeq, a predicted model, not a curated record
GCGGGGGCGGGGUUCUGUGUGGCUAAGGCCGGGGCCUUGGAAGUAGGCCGGAAGCAGCCGCGGCCGCAGCUCUGGAGACAUGGCGGGCAUUAAAGCUCUUGUGGCAUUAUCCUUCAGUGGAGCUAUUGGGCUGACUUUUCUUAUGCUGGGAUGUGCCUUAGAGGAUUAUGGCGUGUACUGGCCCUUGUUCGUCCUGAUAUUUCACGCCAUCUCCCCCAUCCCCCACUUUAUUGCCAAAAGAGCAACAUAUGACUCUGAUGCAACAAGUAGUGCCUGUCGGGAACUGGCGUAUUUCUUCACUACUGGAAUUGUUGUUUCUGCCUUUGGAUUUCCUGUUAUUCUUGCUCGUGUGGCUGUGAUCAAAUGGGGAGCUUGUGGCCUUGUGCUGGCAGGCAAUGCAGUCAUUUUCCUUACGAUUCAAGGCUUUUUCCUUGUAUUUGGAAGAGGAGAUGAUUUUAGCUGGGAGCAGUGGUAGCACUUUUUCUGAUACAAUGCACUGAAUUUCUUAGAAUUCAUACUCUAUGUAUAUGUCUACACAUGUGGCAUCUUACUAUGAAAUUUAAUAUGCUGUUUUCUGAUACUUUAUAUCAUCUCUGAAAGGAGUGGCUGUUUUCACAGAGCAGGGAGGGACAGAGUAACCAGAGAGGGUGCUGGUGAAGUGCAGGGGAGAGAGGAGGAGCUGGAACCUGUCCCUGCGUCUAGCCGAAGAGGAAAGAAUAGAUACGUAAUAUUUUGUGAUUUCCCUGUAUAAUCCAGCACUUUUCCCUAGCUCCCUGCCUGUACCACCCCACCCCCAUUCCCCACAAGUUCUGAUGUACUCUUCUUAAUGACUCUGGCUUCUCCUUCCUAUGGAGACACGGGAGCCACGUAAGCAAGCAGAGGGUGAACUGCUUCAUUUUUUCUACAUGUUCCUGUACUCAUUGUCUUUCAAGUCCUGUAGGACUUUAAUUUUUUAUAACUUUAUGCCACCUUUAAAUGAAUCAUUGGGAAUACAUUUCGUGUUGAACCCUGUAAUCACAGUUUUUCUUGUCAACUAAUUUUUUGUCCAAGACCUAUUGAGGAAAGAAAAUAUGGGAAUUAGAACAACAUGAUCAAAACAAUCAGUGAUUUUUAAACAUAGUCAAUGUAUGACAACUGAUGUACAUGCAAAACACUUAAACCUUGAGGUUGCAGUCUGAGUAAUUAUUUAGCUCAGCCUUCAUAUUCUGGUAUGAUGCUGGGGCUAGGAAAAGAUAAAUGUAAUACUUAAAAGGUAACAUGUAAAGUUAUUUUUUUGUCCUCCUGCAUGAUUGUAUGUUUUUAGUGUCCUGUGUAUGUAUAGAAUUGUUUUUGUUAUUUCCAGUAUUUAUAGUAGAAAAAUAAUAUACUUUAUGAUUUUUAACCUUCAUUUUUAAUAACACUGACAUUUAUUGUAUUGUAAUAAAUUUCACUUUUAACACAGAUGAAAGGUUUAAUUUUAGAAGUCUUUAUUCUGAUGUAUUCUUGCUUAAAAAAAUAACAAUGAGAAUUUCUUGGUAUUUUGAAAUGGGCAGUUUUGAGCAAUAUUCCGUCCUGCAACAGAAUAAUAGCAAUUAACUUUCAAGAUAGCAUUUUGAAUGUCUGUAUUGGCUUGUAAUGGCUUUUCCCUGCCCUAAGAUGGCAACAGUGAUUAAUUUAUAUUACCUUUUGUAAAAGUGUCCUUGUUGCUUAUACAUAUUUCGAAUAGCCAAGGUAGCCUUAAUGUAUAGCCUUAAAGCAAUAUCUCUUGUUGAGUUUGCAGAAUGAUACAAAGUCCUUGCAUAUAAAAUAUUUGUAGCUAUUCCCUAGUAAUGGAAUUGCUUAUUGAAGUGAUAGAUUAUUGGAUAUGCUGUGUGUCUGCAAAGAGACAUUUAUUCAGCAGUGUCUAAGUAUCAUUUAAGUAAUAAAUGCCGGUAGGAAAGUACUGCUAUAUUUUCAUCUUGGUGACAUAAAUGUUAGGCGCUUUUUUUUUUUUUUAUGGUUCAUUUUUACUAUAUAUCUUAGAAUAUAUUCUGGAGAUUCAAAGCAUAUUGAUUACAUUGUAAAACUUAAAGAAUCACUUAAAGAAUUGCGCCCAGGUAGAUAAUCUCCACUUUAUGAAGGGAUUGUCUGUCAUGUUUUCAGACCACUGGCAGACUUUGAAACACUUUUUCCCACAGAAACACUAUUGUGAGUUGGCGAAUGAGUUCCCAGGCAGCUUCUAGAGCAGGCUAAACCCUCAUGUAGCUGACCUAUACUGCUCAAGAUACCUGCCUGAGUUUUGGGUCGUGGGAACAAGGUAGUGUGAACAUUUUGGAGAUAGAAGAAAGCAAGUUUCCACUUCUUUUCCUAAGAACAAGGUCUUUGAUGCCUUUGCACUUCAAUUUUUGCAUCCCCUUCCACUUUCUAAGGAAUGGUUUCUAAGGUUGGUGCAAACAGUUAACCAUGUGGCUGCUAACCAAAAGGUUGGAGGUUCGUGUCCACCCAGAGGAACCUCAGAAGAAAGUCCUGGCAAUCUACUUCCAAAAAAUCAUCCAUUGUAAACCCUAUGGAAAAGAGUUCUGCUCUGAUACACAUGGGGUCGUCAUGAGUCAGAAUCGACUCCAUGGCAACUGGUCCACUUCCUAAUGCCCUAGUUCAUGUGUCCUUGGGGUCUGUGUACACUCCUGCAAGUUUUGCUCUCCUCCUUUUCCAGCUGAGGCCUCCCUCCUAGCCUGCCUCACCGACAGGUUUUUCAUAUUCUGAAUUUUUUCUACUCCCACCAGUCAGUUUUUCUUAGUACAGCUGAUAUGGUGUUAAGAAGAAAGUAAUCUUAUUAAACUCCUUCCCAGGAAAGAAUGAAUGACUUGUGAUCAUCUUACCCACAUCUGAAACUUUUUAUUGACCACCUGCCGUGUGCAGUUAGCAUAGAGUGCUACAGCUGCAUUUUUAUGAGAAUGCGUCAACUCAGAUGACUCUCUCAUUCAUAGAAGUACGGCAGUGUUUCAAAGUGAAGUGAAAAAACAUUCCAUUCGUUUAUAGAAGGAAGUUAACAUGUUGGGAUCACAUCUCAACUUCCUCAGGGUGAGUUCUAAGCUGGUCCUGUUUUUUCACAGUUGUUUCUUUUCUUCCGUUUAUGAACUUACAGACUUUUCUUACAAUCCUUAGAACAUUUUUACCCCUGAGAUACCUCCGUGAUGAAGACUCUUCUAUGGGCUGAAAUGUUUCAUUAUGUUAAUCACUUUCCUUAUGCUCUCAGGGGAAUGCUCAGGAGAUGGUAUAAAAAUGUGCCUUUUCAAAGAUGGCAAAAUUCUGAUUUUAUACCAUAUUAUAAUCAAAAUGUUCAUGAGGACACUAGCAUUUUUUGAGCAUUGUAAUUAAUUCACAACUGGGAAAUAUUUCUGUAGUUGAAUAUAAGUUAUAUGUUUUAAUUCUCCUUUUCCCAUUCUGCCUCAUGAAGUACAUUAUUUUCAAAAAUCCAAGUGUAUAUAGCUCAUAGUUUAUGAAUUAGAGUCUGUGUGUGGGUGUGUACUUUCUAAUGACCAUGCUGCUGGAGUAGAGCAGUGAUAACGUGUAACUCCAAACCUGAUAAGAAAGACCCCCAAGAUUGCUUUAGAGUGCAUUAUGUAUGUGUGACGAGGAUGAUGACUUUCUAAUAAAACUUGUCAUUUAUGGUUUAACAAAGGUUUGUAUGUACAUUAUUAAACUGAAAACAUAUGUAUUUUAUUUUGGAAUGCGUUAUAUUAGAAAGGAA